GUAAAUUAUCGUUGUUACGACGCCCUUUGGAGGAUGUCAUGUUGUGGGUUGGCUUGUUAGGCGAAAGAACCAUGACCUUUGGCCACUUUAAUGAACCUCCUACUAUACAUGGUUUUGAACGCAGCACCCGAUUAUUGGGCUCAUCGUCACCCUAGGUUUCUGACCAACUCAAUGUUCAUUUUUGAUCCCAAUGCUAAUCGAUUACGCUUGAAGGUUUCUACUGAAUACACACGAUUUCCACGUCUCUAUAAUCGUUCGGUCUCUUUGAAAGCCUUUUUGUGGGAUCACAUCCUGCAGGCGCCUGCUGGUCAAGCCUCGAUUCGGAUGUCUCCCCGUUGGUCUCGUUUCACUCCUCAUGCAUAUCGUUUAUUCUACCAAGAUGUCUCUAUUAACAAGUACAAUCUCGGGCUGUCUCCUCGCUGUUCUCUAUGUUGUGUGGCGGAUGACACGUUCCGUCAUUUCGUUAUCGAUUGCCCGAAAAAAUGGGAAGUCUGGCAACAGACUUUAUCUCACUUCUUCCCGCACAAUACUCUUGCACUUUGCUAUCUGCAUGUCCUCCGCUUUAUCACAAAACCAAAAAUUUUCUUCACUAUAAUCGGAACUAUACACUGGCAACUAUGGAAUUUGUAUUGGCAGCAUGGUAACUCUAACCCUCACGUCGCUUCACAGUUUAUGUUAUUAUCGGUUCACACUCGGUCCAUAAAUUUAAUCGAAACUCUCACUACUACCGUUUAACAUUUCGCCACAUUAGACUACAUUUCCGACAUUACGAACUGGCCCAUGUCUUACUCUCAAACAAGAUCAAGCAAGGAAUAACAAAAAAAUAAUCAUCCCCAUUAUUUUCAUUUCAGACACGAAUUUUAGGUCUCCGUUUCAUCGAGUGUCACCGCUCAUUACGACGUGCUAACUCAAAAAAAAAAUAAUUCCUAGACUAGUGGAUUCUUCCGUACAUGCUUCUUCUUGUGCUACAAAGACCACAGAAAUAACGCAUUACUACUACC
Gilbertella persicaria is the source of this 1001-nucleotide messenger RNA. RefSeq lists its product as uncharacterized. The record is from RefSeq and is a predicted model, not a curated record. The transcript is spliced from 5 exons. Bases 91 to 735 code for a protein of 214 amino acids. Lineage: Eukaryota; Fungi; Mucoromycota; Mucoromycetes; Mucorales; Choanephoraceae.